AUGUUACCAAGAGGUUCUCAUGGAUUAGAAAACACUUUAUUUCAAUUAAAAUUUACUUCUAAACAACUAAAGAAACAAGCACAAAAAGCACAUAAAGAAGAGAUUGCGGAAACUAAUAAAUUGAAAAAGAUACUAAAUGAAAAUGAAGAAAUUGCAAGACUGUAUGCAUCAAAUGCUAUACGGAAGAAAAAUGAACGUGUUCAAUUAUUGAAACUUGCAUCUCGUGUGGAUUCUGUGGCUUCCAGAGUUCAAACUGCCGUGACUAUGAGAAACGUUUCUCAAUCUAUGGCUUCUGUAUGCAAAGGUAUGGAUAAGGCAUUAGCAGGGAUGAAUUUACAACAAAUUACUAUGGUUAUGGAUAAAUUUGAAUCUCAGUUUGAAGAUUUAGAUACAAGCGUGAACGUCUAUGAAAAUAUGGGCAUUAGUUCAGAUGCUAUGAUGGUUGAUAAUGACAAAGUAGAUGAAUUAAUGAACAAAGUAGCGGAUGAAAAUGGUAUUGAAUUGAGACAAUCAGCUAAAACAGAUCAACUACCCGAUAUUCAAACAAUGGAGACAGUUGACACUGAAAGAGAAGAUAAGUUAGCUCAAAAAUUAAAAGCUUUACGUGGAUAA
Molecule: messenger RNA, 612 nt
Organism: Arxiozyma heterogenica
Lineage: Eukaryota; Fungi; Ascomycota; Saccharomycetes; Saccharomycetales; Saccharomycetaceae
Gene: DID2
Product: Did2p
Exons: 1
Coding region: 1-612 (203 amino acids)
Biological process (GO): endosome transport via multivesicular body sorting pathway; late endosome to vacuole transport; protein transport
Cellular component (GO): multivesicular body; ESCRT III complex
Source: RefSeq, a predicted model, not a curated record